Molecule: messenger RNA, 1371 nt
Organism: Selaginella moellendorffii
Lineage: Eukaryota; Viridiplantae; Streptophyta; Lycopodiopsida; Selaginellales; Selaginellaceae
Product: pentatricopeptide repeat-containing protein At3g12770
Exons: 1
Coding region: 1-1371 (456 amino acids)
Biological process (GO): RNA modification
Molecular function (GO): RNA binding; protein binding
Source: RefSeq, a predicted model, not a curated record
AUGGCGGUGGAUCCGCCCGGGCGGCGCCGCGGCGAGGCGAAUUCCUACGCCGCGAUGCUGCGCAAGUGCUCCGCGCUGUCGCAGGUGAAGUGGGUGCACAGGAUCGUGGCGGAGGAUGGGUGGGAGGAUGAUACCUUCGUGGCGAAUUUCCUGAUCCAGAUGUAUGGGCGCUGCGGCGGCGCGCAGGAGGCGGCGAAGGUGUUUGAGAAGCUGCCGCGGCGAAAUCAAUUCUCCUGGAAUAUCAUGCUAGCGGCAUUUGCCCAGAAUGGGCAUUUGCAGGAGGCGCGGGAGAUCUUUGAUCGGUCGCCGCACAGGAAUGUGGUGACUUGGAAUGCGAUGAUGGCUGCGUAUGCGAUGGCUGGGCGGAUCCGAGAGGCCGAGAUCGUCUUCAAGAAGAUGCCCCAGCGGGAUCUCAUCUCGUGGAACUCGAUGCUCACUGCAUAUGCCCAGCACGGUUAUUUUGAGGAGGCUUUGCGGCUCUUUGCGGCGAUGGAUCUCGAGCCCGACAGCGUGACUUUCCUUUGUGUUCUUGAGGCCUGCGGCGAGAUCGGUCAGGAAAGAUCCCAGUGCAGGCUUCUUCAUUCGAGGGUCUCGAAUUGCGGGCUGGAGAUGGAGCUUAAGAUCAGCACCGCGCUGAUCGACAUGUAUGGGAAGUGCUCCAGCCCCGAGGACGCCAGGGACGUGUUCUGGAGGAUCAGCGACACCGCCCAGGACCUCGCGCUCUGGAACGCGAUGAUCUCGGCUCACGCCAAGAACCGCCAAGUUCGCGAGGCUCUCCAUCUCUUCUCGCUGCUCGAUCUCCAAGGAGCGAGGCCAAACGACUCCACGCUGGUAAGCAUUCUAGACUCCGCCGCUAGCUCCUCGGAUCUAAAUCAUGCCAGGUUCGUGCAAGGCGUCGUGGAGGAGUGUGACGAGGCGCUGAGCGUGGACGUGAAGAACGCGAUCAUCGGCAUGUACAAGCGGUGCGGCAGCAUCGAGAACGCGAGGAGGGUGUUCGUCCGGAUCGAGAACAAGGACACGGUGUCGUGGAACUCGAUCAUCGCGGCCUACGCCGACUUGGGCGAUUGCAAGGAGGCGAUCGAGCUGUUCGAGCUCAUGAGUUUGGAGGGAUUUGAGCCGAGCAGGGCGACGUAUCUCAGUGUUCUUGGGGCGUGUAGCCACGCGGGGCUGGUCAAGGAAGGGGUGGAGGUGUUCGCGAGCAUGGUGGAGUUUGGAGUGGUGCCGACGAGGGAGCACUUUAGCUGCAUGGUGGAUUUGUUUGGGAGGGGAGGAUGGGUGGCGGAGGCACACGAGGUGUUUAGCAAAGGUCCCUUGAGGCCCAGCGUUACCGCUUGGAGGGCCUUGUGUGGAGCGUUUGUCCAGCAACAUUAA